Miscanthus lutarioriparius is the source of this 1062-nucleotide messenger RNA. Lineage: Eukaryota; Viridiplantae; Streptophyta; Magnoliopsida; Poales; Poaceae. The record is from the annotation of a GenBank genome assembly.
AUGGCUAGCACCAUCGUGCUUAAGGUUACCGGGCCAGUGCCGUUGCCAUUCAACAACGCCGGCACCGGCGACGCCGGCGCGGACGCCGAGAAGAAUUAUCCCCGAGUGAAGGAGUACGAGAGCUUGGCCUCCGCGCUCCCGAGCAACCCGAAGCUGCGGCUGCGCUGCUACCAGAGCACCUGGGUGCUGGGCUGCUGGCGCCGUGGGUGCCGGGUAUCAUGGCCGUGCAGUGCGGGCUGUUCGCGCCGCGCCGGGGCGACGUGGUGCUCGCGAGCGCGCCCAAGUGCGGCACCACGUGGCUCAAGGCGCUGGCGUUCGCCACCAUGGCGCGGCGCACGACGCGGCGCACCCGCUCCUCCGCCUCAACCCGCACGACUGCGUGCCGUUCAUGGAGAAGCUGUUCGCCACGGGGUGGGGGAGCCGGGUGGACGCGCUGCCGUCGCCGAGGCUCAUGGCCACGCACAUGCACCACGCGCUCCUGCCCGCCUCCAUCGCCGCCAACCCCGACUGCUGCAAGAUCGUCUACAUAUGCAGGGAUCCCAAGGAUAUGGUGGUUUCUAUGUGGCACUUCGGCAGGAGAAUGCAACCCAGCCUGUCGUUCCUCGACGUGUUCGAGGCUUCGAGCCCUGCGACGGCAGCGGUUUGAGCGGCCCCAUCUUGGACCAUGUCCUCGGGUACUGGAAUGCCAGCAAGGCGAGCCCGGAGACGGUGCUGUUCCUGAGGUCCGAGCACAUGCGGCGCGACCCAGCCGGCGGCACCAGGAAGCUUGCCCAGUUCGUCGGGCAUCCGUUCUCGGAGGAUGAGGAGGCGGCUGGGGUCGUCACGGACAUCGUGACGCUGUGCAGCUUCGAGAAGAUGAUAAACCUCGACGUCAACAGGCCAGCAGGCUCGUCGUCGGCGUCUCCCGUCGGAAUGGUGCUGGAAGGCACCUUCGCUAAUGACUCCUACUUCAGGAGGGGCGAAGCAGGAGAUUGGGCCAACCACAUGGCGCCAGAGAUGGCCGGACGUCUGGACGCCGUCAUGGAAGAGAAGCUCCGUGGAUCUGGCCUCUCGUUCUCGUGA